Molecule: messenger RNA, 1047 nt
Organism: Fraxinus pennsylvanica
Lineage: Eukaryota; Viridiplantae; Streptophyta; Magnoliopsida; Lamiales; Oleaceae
Source: the annotation of a GenBank genome assembly
AUGACAACAGUUGGAACCAAAGAAGAUAACCACCAAAGUGCCGAAAUCACUCAAAGUGAUAUAAAAUCACAUGAAUCAAGCAACUGCAUUACCAAGAAGGAGUGGUUUAUUUCUCUAGAGAAAUAUGAUUACGACACCCGAAUAGAUACGGCUCCAAAACUGCUGCGUUCGAACGAAUCAUUCAGAAAUUGUUUUGAUCCACUCGUAGUUUCGAUAGGCCCUUAUCAUUUUGGAAACCCAGAGCUCAAAGAAUUCGAGCAGCUAAAAAUUCUAUUCGCGCUGAAAUUCUGUCGCACCCAUGGUGAUCAAGUGUCCGUGGAACAGUUAUACGAUGCGGUGGCAAAGGUGGGUGACAGUGCCCGUAAAUGCUAUGCGGAAGGCUCGACUGAACGCUAUAACGAUGAAGAGUUCAACAGGAUAAUGUUUCUUGAUGCUUUGUUUGUGCUUUAUUUUAUGUUCCUAUUCCCAGAUCACUCACGAAAUGUUUCCUCUGAGGCAGAUGAGGACCCUGAGGUACAAAAAGCAGUAAAGGAACGACUGGGUAAGAGUUACCACCUUGUGUUGAGGGACUUGUUCUUGCUAGAGAAUCAAAUUCCUUUACUAGUACUAGAAGUUUUGAUGAAACUCGUGUUCAAAGAACAAAAGGAAAAGACAGUAGAUGGUUUCAUUAAGAAGGUCCUUCAGCUGUUCACCAUAGAGCCACCUCGGGGAAAUUUAUGCACUAAUAAUAUUGCCAUGAAAUUUCUUGGAAAAAUGACAGGAUGCUGCUCUAAAAGUACGCCAAAAACUGAGAACCCAGAUUCGGAUGAAAUCCAGGAUCACGAGGAAUUGUCAAACAAUUUGACCCUUCUACAACUAGUGCGGAAAAAGCUCAUAUGGCCUUUAAUUAAACAUGAUAUGAAAGACAUAAAUGCAUUUAUCAAGGAAUCAAAUGUCCGGGAAUCGUAUCGUUCAGUGCAAUUUUUGCCCUUGCCCUUACUAUGGCACAAACAUUUCUUGCUGCUUAUCCGCACUAAACCUCAGAAGUCAGAAGAGGAGACUUCCUAA